AUGGCCACCGUCGACAAGCUCGCCGACGCCUCGUCCGCCGCGUCCGCCCCGUCCCUGGGCGAGGCCAUCGCGAGCCGGCUCCCGGACGAGACAUGGACCCAGAUCCUCGCCUCGCUCGACUACCGCAGGCUCCUGCGCAUGCGCCGUGUCUGCAAGCGCUUCAAGCGUCUCGUCGAGGACCAGAAGUUCAAGCUGUUCCGUCGCGGCUUUAUCGGCGGCGAGCUCAAGCCGGGCAAGAAGGUCGCGAUCCAUCCGCUCCUCAGCUCGGUCGACUGCGUGGGCGUCACGGUCACUUGGGCUGCCGUCCUGAGCGGCUGCUACCACGACCAGAGCAUCAGCCGGCACGACCACGACGACGUCGCCGCUGCACCGAGCUCGCCGAGCGCGUCGAGCAACUCGGACGGCGACGAGGACGACUCGACGUCGGCCAAGCUCGCGCUCGGCUCGCACGCCGCCGAGCACAAGUCGUCGCAGGAGGUUCCCGCCGUCAAGGACGACGCGUCCGACGACUUGAAGGAGUUCAACGGCCUCGAGUACCCGGCCGCAGAGGAGUUUGCCACGUCGCCCGCGUGCAAGGAGCUCAGGGUCAGCAUGAUGGGCGAGCACGGCUUCUCGAAGAACGACGAGAUCGUCGUCAAGGACUCGACGGGCGUCAAGUGCGACCGUGUCCUCAAGGCCAUCGCCAAGUACUGGGCCAAGGCCGCUCCCGCCGCCGCCGCGAGGCAGGUCCGCGCCGAGAACGGCUGGCCCAAGGAGCACAAGGUCUGCCGCAACGAGGUGCUCAGCGACCACCGCUUCUUCGAGGGCUGGCGUCCUGCCGUCGUCAAGGCCAACGGCUCGGUCUACCUCGAGGCGCUCAGGUUCGGCUCGUGA
Rhodotorula graminis WP1 is the source of this 873-nucleotide messenger RNA. RefSeq lists its product as uncharacterized. Lineage: Eukaryota; Fungi; Basidiomycota; Microbotryomycetes; Sporidiobolales; Sporidiobolaceae. The record is from RefSeq and is a predicted model, not a curated record. Bases 1 to 873 code for a protein of 290 amino acids. The transcript has 2 exons. Gene Ontology annotation, molecular function: protein binding.